Molecule: messenger RNA, 210 nt
Organism: Bipolaris oryzae ATCC 44560
Lineage: Eukaryota; Fungi; Ascomycota; Dothideomycetes; Pleosporales; Pleosporaceae
Exons: 1
Coding region: 1-210 (69 amino acids)
Source: RefSeq, a predicted model, not a curated record
AUGGCUGCGAGCCUAGGGACGUCCACGUCAAAAGGAAACGGACAUUGCGGGGCUCAGAGUCACGUAAUAUACUAUCCCGCCAAGACGAGAUAUCCUACUAAGCUUAGGAUAGUAAUAGGCCUUAGGAUAGUAGUCUAUUCUAGAUAUCCUACUAAGAGAGGAAAAGAUAGAAUAGAUAAGAUAGCAGGAUUAAAAGUAAUAAAGAUAUAA